ACGAGUCGAAGGAUAUGAAAAUUCGCCGGUCGGCUGCCGGACGUGUCUCCAUCUGCGAGAGUGACGUGUCCCGCGGGCUGCUGCUUGGUUAGAAAACGCCGCACGAAGAUCCCCAGCUGGAUCUGUCGCCGCGCGAUUUCACCGCCACGAGAGCCACGGCCGUGCACGACAUCCACUGCGUCGGCAGUGGACAAGAGAUUCCGCGGUGGAGAUCCAGAAGGGAGACCAGGUGGAAAGUUUGGACUGAGUCGAGACACGUCAAGGAGAUCGAACCUCGUCUUUGUAGAUUUACAAGUUUCACGGUACGUAAACUGUAAAAUUAUAGUAAUCAGGAAGAGAUGUUGUAACUGCUGCGAUCGUUUGCAAAGGAUAUCUAUAUAUAAGCAGGUUCAACUACCGUUCGGACUAAGUCACCGUUCACGGCCAUUCUAUGUUUCGGCCAGUCGAUCGACCCCUAAGUUUCAGGCAGCGCGCCAGCGACUGGAUCUAUAAGAUGUUAUUUCUCUGGUCGAGAGAGCCAGCCCCGGCACCGAGAGCCGGCCCCUGGUUCGCCUGGUUCGCCACAGCGUUGGUCCUCUGGCGUUGCCGAAGAAGCGUCGUCAAAGCGAUUCUGGCCGCGUCGCCGUUGAGAUUGCUGAAGAGGCGCAAUCUUUUGCCGCAGACAUCCUCGAAAGCCUCGUCCACGGCGACGCUGACGAAACAACGGCUGAGACCGGAAAAUUCGUUGCUGCAGCGGAAACACAGGCACACGGGCGUCAGAACGAAAGUGAAACGGCUGUGCACCGGCGACGGGCCGCACGUGACCAGCUCGACAUUCACGAUCCAGAGCCAACAAAUUCAUUACAAAGUGACGAGAAGCGGCAAAAUAUACGGGAAAUACCCGAACAAAGUUGCCACGCCGAUGACCAACGGCCAGGGAAACCAUUGAAGCGGCGACCCACCCCGUUCUCUCUCCGAUUGUUCAACACCCGACGGCUCUCGCUUUUGUGUCCCGUUCAGUGCCCCGUUCCCGCCAUUAAUCGCGACUGGUUUCAACUCGGAAAGCGAACACGUGUGCAUGUACCACUGUGCGUAUCUCGAAUUUGUUGUCAUAAAGUCAAACAUUUUGUCAAACGGGCACCGUUUUCUGUCUUUUCUUCGUCUAUUUCGACGAGAGCUAUUUCCACGAGAUCGUCGAGAUCUUCGCGGAGUGAGU
This is a messenger RNA of Frieseomelitta varia, 1195 nucleotides long. RefSeq lists its product as uncharacterized. Bases 431 to 928 code for a protein of 165 amino acids. The record is from RefSeq and is a predicted model, not a curated record. The transcript has 4 exons. NCBI's taxonomy places the organism in Eukaryota, Metazoa, Arthropoda, Insecta, Hymenoptera, Apidae.